AUCCUUGCUAAAUUUUGAGUGCAUUUAUUUACAGUAAUUCCUUCAAAAUACCUGGCAUAUUGUUAAAGAAAUUACACACAUUGCUUCAUUCAUUUUCAUUGUUUUAUUUAAGAUGUUAUUACAUAACUGCAUGUACAAUAUUAAAACAAAAUUCUAUUUUUUUUUCAUUGGAAACUGACUAACAAUUGGCAUCAAAUUUUUCAUUUAGUUCAUCACAUUUCUUGAUCUCUUAACUAGACACAGAUGUUUACCAGGUUUUGUUUGAGAUAAUUUUGGUCAUAAACUACCAUUGUAAUUCUCAUAUUCAAUAUUUUACGACAUAUCCAGAUUACUAUGUUGAUCAAGGUGAGAUUAUUUAUCAGACACAAACACACCAUAUUAUUGGAUAUGUGAGAAUCAUUAAAUGCCCUCCUUACUUGGAUAUAAUCUCUUUGAAUAUUUAUUUAAUUUAGAUCUCAGAACUUGUCAUUUAAAUAAAGAACAUACUAUCAUCUCUCUGCUUGCUUAAUUUGCAACAUUCUAAUUAGAAAAGUUAGCAUUUAACUGUCUAAGCUUUUGUUAACAUUGUCCUGUAUAAUGUCAAAUUAGUAAAACUCUGAAAGAUUUAUAAUGUAUAAUUAUAAAGAAACUAAGAAAGGUUAGACAAUAUAAAAACAAUCCCUCAAAUUAUAAUCAAUCUUCCAAAGGAAAUUUCUUGAUUAAGGGUGCAUUACAACUCUAGAGUACCAAAUGACCUGACAAAUUGCACUCCUGGUCAAAUAAAUGCCAGCUCAUAAAAUUUACUACCUCUCGAUCAUUGGCCAUUUAAUUGGGAAAAUAUUUCCUCACAAUUGAAUUCAUUCAUAACUGGUCAGCAUGCCUGCUUUGGGGAACUAUCUGUCAUUUAAUAACAUGACUUUCCUAACUGGAAAUAAUACCGUUAAUUCCACAGACUGGACUCCUAUUAUCAUUGAUCCAUCAGUUUUGGACAAAAUUCUUUUUCGGAUCAAACUCUGGCAGAUUUCGCAUGGAUAUAUACUCUUUCCACUUUGUCUGUUUGGAAUCAUUGGAAAUGUUCUAUCCCUGGCCACUCUGACCAGAAAAGCAGUGAGGUCCACCACCAUCUCCAUCUACCUCCGCUGCUUAGCGAUGGCUGACUUUUUUGUCCUACUAACGGCUAUUUUCCGUUACAGAAGCUACAAACUUUUCUUCGAUGAUGAGGGAGAAAAGUGGUCCAUAUAUUACUUUGACCCUUAUGUACAGGUUUAUGUGGAGCCUAUUCACUGGAUGGCACUAGGAGUGUCCAGCUUCACCACACUGGCUCUGUCUAUGGAGAGAUACCUGGCCGUCAGGUAUCCAAUCAGAAUUAAGCGCACCUGUACUCUUCAGGUAGUCAGAGCAGUCAUAAUAGGCAUAAUGACCACAGUCCUCAUCAUAAGCAUUCCCAACUUCUUUGCCUACAGAGUGGGGAUGUUUUUAAGAGACAAUAAAUCCUAUGUGGCAGUAGCCAUGCUGACAGAGAUGGGCAAGAAGACCCUGUACCACUGUGUGUACCACAGCUAUCUCAUUCCGUUCCUAUGGUACAUUUUACCGUGGAUCAUGCUUGCUGUGUUUAGCACUCUGCUCUCCAAGAAUGUCCGCAAAUCCAGUAAAAUCCGUGUCGACAUUCCAGCCACACCCAACCCCAACAGGAACCUGACACUCCUCAUCAUUAUGAUUGUGGUGUUAUUUCUGAUCUGCAACUUCCCAAACUGCAUCAUCGUUUUCUAUAACCUGGUCCAUCACACAAUGGACAACGAUGUCUGUACACACGAGACCCAGGGACUUCUCUCGAAAACCACAAAACUGUAUGAUGUGUUGGAAGUAAUUGGCGAGAUCCUGAACGUAUUUAACAGCUGCAUAAACUUCAUUGUCUACUGUGUUGUUGGAACUAAGUUUCGCAGGGAGUUAAAGAGACUUAUUCUGUGUGAAAAGUGUAAAAAGAAGCGCAAUAAUCGCAUCGUGCCUAGCUACUCCUAUCAUAACCGUCCAAGGGACACAACUACAGAAGUCAUCUCCAGCAUUGCUAGAUAGUAUAGCUGAUACAUAGCUGGUGUAUCCUGAUACAUUUAUAAGUGCAUAAUUUAAAUUUUAAGAGACCAUGCAACCAACAACAAUUGAUCAACAAUCAUUGAAUCUUUAUCUGGUGUCUUACAGUUGAUUUGAGAGAUAAACUUAUUACUGUAAUAUAUGACUACAUAUUCUAUGAUCAGAAUAAUUAAGGUACUAAUGGUCAAAUUAGAAUGAAUUUAGUUAUUGUCAGUAGUUUUUGGUAUCUCUGAUACACACUACUAAAAUUUUAAUCAUAUUGACAGCUAAAUUUCCAGUAUGAUAAAAAUUCACUAUUUUAAUUAUAAGUGGUUAUUGAAAUGGAAUGAUAACUAAUUUCUGUCUGCUUUUAUAAAACCUCAAGAAUCAAUUUUCAUGUUUGUCUAUCUGUUGGUGCAAAAAAUUGGAAAUGUAUGUUAUUACUAAUUCAUCUGUAUUUUAAUAAAUUGUCAAUCAAACUUCAUUUAUUUAGCUAGCCUCCAUCUAAUACUCUCUAAAUCAAGAAAAUCUCCUAUCUUCAUGCAUCAAGGGAGAAAAUAUAUUUUUUUGUUGGUUAAAAAAUAUCAUGUAUAGUUAAUAUAUAAAAGCCAGAUUAAAUAAGAAGCUAUGAAUUGACUGCCUAGUUUC
Magallana angulata is the source of this 2694-nucleotide messenger RNA. RefSeq names its product FMRFamide receptor-like. Gene Ontology annotation, molecular function: G protein-coupled peptide receptor activity. Gene Ontology annotation, biological process: G protein-coupled receptor signaling pathway. Lineage: Eukaryota; Metazoa; Mollusca; Bivalvia; Ostreida; Ostreidae. The transcript has a single exon. The record is from RefSeq and is a predicted model, not a curated record. Gene Ontology annotation, cellular component: membrane. The coding region runs from base 856 to 2052 and encodes 398 amino acids.